CUCUACCCAGUGGACUGUGAGGAAGGUUUGAAGAAUGCCGCAAGUGAAACUUGUAGUGGUAGGUGACAGAGGGGUUGGAAAAACCAGCUUUCUUAUUUGCGAAACAACCAGAAAUUUUCCAUGCAAUUACGUCCCAACAGUUUUCGACAAUUAUGCGGCAAAUAUUAUGGUCCGUGGGUUUCCAUUCACGGUAUCACUCUGCAAUACAGCAGGCCAAGAGGAUUACGAUCAUCUGAGACCGCUGUCGUACCCCGAAACAGAUGUAUUCGUUGUGUGUUUCGAUGUGGCAAGUCGAAGUUCUUUUCAGAGCGUGUCACAGAAAUGGGUUCCAGAGGUUCGCCAUUUUGUUCCAGAAGCGGUAGUUCUGCUCUUGGGGACCAAGACGGAUCUUCGUAGUGCCAAGUAAGUUAAAAGAAAAAGAAACUUACUAAUGCUUUUCCCAUGUAGUGGGUAUUGGGGUUGGUAGAAGGUCUAUACAGUUUUGUUCAUCUUUUGACGUUAACCAGUAGUCAAAAACUAGAAAAGCGCCUCACGGUCAGUGAUGUUGCCAAGUUUGAGAGUAGUGACAGGUUGAAACGAGUCGCGAAAAUUAUUUUAUAGACGUUUGUAUGGUGGUGGGUAAGUUGGUGCCCCAACCUGGUCAGAGGGAACUGGCUCAAUGUUUGUUGAAUAUGUGCUGCUGGCUUCUCACAACCCCUACCCCAUUAUAGUGUGCCAAUUAUAUAUAGACCCUGUCUUGGUCACUUUAGCACAAAUGUAAUUUUUGCAAUCCCAACUUAUUCACUUUCGCUUAGUCACUUUCUGUCACUUAUUUAACUUUGAACCUUCCCGUGUGUAAAUCAAUACCUUCCAGUAUUUUCUUGCUCCCAAAAUUCCCGAAAACUUGCAACCCCAUUCUAGUAACUCUAUUGAAAAUGUAACAUCCCCAUUAAACUAUUAUAUUGCAGUGGAACCUCUCCUUUGGGACACCUCUGUUCAAGGGACACCCCCAUUAUUAAAGGGGACAGUAAUCUGGUCCCGAAAAAAAUGUAUGUUCAUAUAAUAUAAUCCUUGUAUUUGUUUCCUCUAUUGAAGGGACAGUCCUACAAUGGAGGACAAAAAUUAUAGAAUUUGGGACUGGGUGAAAAAGCCCUUCCAAGUGAUUGUUACGUAGGACUCUGCUGCUAAUGACAAUUUUUUUUAUCUUCUUUGGGUUCAUCCUGUCGUCCCUCCACUCCCCCCCAGCAAUGUUGUGGGCAGAAAAAGCAGUCAUUCCACCCAUUUGCUCAAAAUUCAACUUUGUUUGGGGUGGGAGGGAAGAGGUCGCUAGUUUUACUUAUACCACUGAAAAGGUGGCAACACUUUUGACCUCCACUGUAGCCUCUACUGAAGGAAAGGGACAUUUUUUCUGCGACCCAAAACACGGAUUCAACCUCCAUUCAGAGCACACCUAAGCACUCAAAAGGUAACUGAGGUUCUACAAGGAACUCCUCUCAGGAACUUUGUGGCUUUGUAGAAUUAUACAUUUAUCUUCCCUUGCUUCAGAAUAAUUCUUGCGAGUGACCAUCUCUUGUAAGUGGUUACCAACUCUUCACAUUUUUGGUGGUCGCUUACAUGAGGUUUAACUGUUGUUUUUUCCCUUUCAUGCAGUAACAUAUCUGAUGAUGGGCCCAUCGUGACAAUGAGAGAAGGACAGGAUCUUGCAGCAUCUCUUGAUAUUGCAUAUGCAGAAUGCAGUUCUCUGUUAAAUGAUGGUGUUCAUCAAGCCCUCAACACUGCUGUUGAGUUGACCGUUUUGUUCCAAAGACAAGUUAAUUCAAGGAAAGGAUUUUUAAGGAGUAAAAGCAGAAGAUGCAAAUCAGCAAAUGAACAAGAACCAGUUCCUCCUGUUCUUCCUCCAGGUACUGUUAAUCCUGGGAGAGACUGCGAGUUACUCUGAAAUGAAGGUCAUGGGGAGGUGCAAGGGAUACUUUUCAGCUUGAAAUUCACAAUUUUAAGGUUCUUGUGGUAAUAAAAUGUAAUUUUGUUACUUCUUUUCUCAACAAUGUUGGGAGUCUUUGGCCAACAAUGUUGCCUCCGUUUGCACAGGGCUUAAUGCUGAUGGUACUCAGCUUUAAGUGUGUCAAUAUCCCCCUAUAAGACAGAUGUUGCUUUCAAGUCAAUGUCUCAUUAAUUUUCAUCUAUCAGGAAAAGGACUUACAGUCUGAUAGUGAUACUGUGAUUAGCAUAAAGUGUUUUCAGUAGUGUAUUUUUGUGGAUUUGCAGGGUUUUUUUGGGCAAACAAAUUUUUCUGAUUCGAACACACAUGUCCAAUAUACACAAACGGAUACAAUUCGUCAAACUGAUGGUCCAUUGGUACCAAUGGUAGGAUUGGUACCAAUAGAAAAGGAUGUCAUUCCAAUGGUUCUGUUGGUGAAUAUGCAUCUCAUUAAGGGGACUUUGAUUAUUUUCCCAUGUGACCUGGCUGGGUACAGGGCAAUUCGGAUGGUCCAUUGGUACCAAUGGUACGAUUGGUACCAAUGGAAAAGCACCCUAUUCGAAUGGUUCUAUUGGUGAAUAUGCAUCUCAUUAAGGGGACUUAGAUUAUAUUCUGAUCAUGAAUGUAUUGGUAUCUAUACUGGAGUAAAUUUUUAUUAUAUUGUAUUUGUAGGUUUUGCACCCGAUGUUGAAGUGCUUACUUCAUCAUUUGCAAGUGAGUGGCACACUAUGAUGUCUGACAGUAGCACAGCAGAUGUCACAUUUAUUUUUUCUGAUGGCCAAACAGUGGAAGCACAUAAAACUGUUCUAACUUCUGCAUCCUCUAUUUUCAAGAAUAUUUUUCUGGAUAAAGUGACUCCAAGCCAUGAAACGUAUGGUGAAAUAUUUGAGGAAAUAUCAUGGGUUUGCAAAAGAGACAACAGCUGUCCAAAUCUUAUCCACAUGAAAGAGCAUUGCCAGGGUGUAGGGAAGACAGUUAUAAGGUUGCAUGAGAGUAUUUUAAAGAAUGUUUUUAUGGAGCUAUUGACGUUCCUUUACACUGGAUCACCAGACAUUUCUAAAGAUGAAGACAUAAACUUUGUGAAAGAAAUCCAGUCUCUAGCUAUUAAAUUUCAGUUGAGCUGGUUGGCAGAGUACUGCUCAAAUAUUCUUGAAGGAGAAUCAUAUUUGAAUCCGAGUAUUGGCACGUGGAUUAAUGACAACACAGGGAGUGCUGCAAAGAAGCUGUUUCUCAACAAGUCAUUACAAGCUGAUGUCAAGUUCCGUGUUGAAGGCAGUGUGGUUUAUGGACACAGGGUUAUAUUGAAAGCAAGAUCAGAGGUCAUGGCAGCCAUGUUGGGUGGAGCAUUCAUUGAGAGUGAUUUGGACACAGAGGUAAUAAUAUUUAAACACAAUGUGGGAAUAAUACUUUGGGUCAUGAUGUCCUUGUAAUAAACAAUAAUAAACAGAGGUGGAUCCAGGAGUUUCGGGUGGGGGGUCAAACUUUCGUUCAGAAAGUGAAAUUGUUGAACUUUUUUUGUGGCAAAUUACUUCUCCCACACACAUCCCACAUCCUCUCCCACCAGUUGCGGUUAAACAUUAUAAUAAGGGGCCAAGGAAUUAUUCCUUGGCCCUUUAUCGCGUACUUGAAUUCUACUCGUAAAGGAUGCACCCUUGGAACAUACUCUUCUUGCGCUUGGUAACAACGAUUGAGAGUCCUGAGCAGAGGCGAAUAGAUCAUAGGAGGGUUCCCAAAAACAUUAUUACAUUUUUUAAUAUCCCUGGAAUUUAGUUUAAGUGGCAAAAUGCAAUGCGCAUUUCAUUAAAAAAAUUAGCCAGUUAAAAAGUGAUAUACAAUCCUGUGGAUGUAAGAACUUCAGUCUCAAACAAGCGUCAGGUCUGAUAGGGGGUCCAGACUCUCCGGACCGUCCCCCUGGAUCUGGCACUGAUAAGGACAAGCUUUAUAUGUGAAAGUCAUUACUGUAAUUAUAUAGAUUGAUAUAAUCUAUGAAAUGCAACAUCUUAUUAAACAUGCUGAUAGUUAGAAGCGAAAUAGUGCUUAUAAGAGUUCUGACAAAAUUGUUUAAGCACGCCAGUUAUCAGAGGUUAUGUUGUGAAUUAGUUGGUCUGUGGAACUGCAAGUUUACUGAAGAUGUAAUAAACUGCACAUUGACAAUUAAAUUGGUCAUUCCUUUGACAGAUCAAGAUUGUGGACACAUCCCUUGAAAGUUUCUUGGCCUUACUGGAGUAUCUUUACACUGAUCAUGCCCCGAUAGAAGAGGGUGAUUCUGUGGAAAUAAUGGUUUUAGCUGACAGAUUCUGUCUGCCAAGGUUGGUGACUUUAUGUGAGCUUUACAUCACUAAAAAAGUGGAUGCCACAAUACAAAAGAGGGUGGCUGAUGGCACGAGUGAUGUCAUAAACCUCCUACUUACAUCUCAGGUAAGAUCAACUUUCCUUUACUUAAAACAUUUAUUGUAGAAGAUAGGCUUAUAAGUGGCUUACUCUGCUUUACAAACAUGCUCCCCUAAUACUUGCCAGAUGAAGAAGCUACUUAAGGCUAUUUGCUCUUCAACUGGACUUUCUGAAAUGCCCUUGAUAUUUAUUUACCAUUACAGCAACCCUUCAUAUAUGAACCCAUCAUUAUUGUUAUCAAUGUUAUGAUUCGACAAAGUUUGAUGUCCAUUUCAAAGAAAUUUUGAAAACAAGUCUACAUUCACCCUUGGAAUUGGUGUGUGUGUGUGUUGGGAGGGGGGGAUGUGGCUAGUCCAUAAUGAAUUAUCCUUUCAGGGGAACUGUAACUGUCAUUCCAGUUUAAGACAUGUGACAACCUCUCCAGUGCAAUGCCAUACAAAACCAAAAUUACCCAGAACAAUAAUAUUACCUAAAGACUUUAUUUUACCACAACUACCAGUCAGAAUUCUUCAUUUUGUUGUUUUCUUGAUGGGCAAAUUUGGGCUAGUGCUUUUUAAACCUCACGGCUGGGCCGGGAUUGACAGAUUUAAAUAAGAAAGCAAGAACAAAAUAAUUCUGGUAGGAUUGUUGUGCUUCGUACCAAGCCAAUAUUAUUAGGGAUUUGAAUUGAUAUCUCAACACCAAUUAUUUGAAACAACUGAAUGAUUUUUGGCAUUGAGGCCUUUUUAAUCUUGCUCCCUCGGGAUAUCUUGCAACAGUUCCCAUAAUUUCACAAAUUCUAAUAUUCAGUAUGGCACUAGCCUUACUCUAUUGCUGUUUCAGUACUUAUUGAGCAUUAGUGGCACAGCAUUAAUUUGAACUGACCUAAGUGUACAUUGAGUAUUUCAGUGUAUGCAAACUAAAAUUAUGACUGUGAUUUUUGUUUUCAGGCUCACAAUGCAAAGCAGUUAUCCAGAUGGUGUCUUCAUUUUAUUGCAACAAAUUUCUCAGUGUUUGAGUCAACUGAAGAAUUUGAUCUUGUACAAGGAGAUAACAGAGACUAUGUCACUGAACAUAUUUGGCCGCCAUUAUCCUAUCUUAAAGCACAAGAAGAAUAUGAGAAGAAAGUCAAGUCUUCUAAGUUUAAUUCUUCUAAGUUCAAUUCUUGUAAGUGCAAUAUAAUGUGAAAUGAUUAGGCAUAAGUUGAUUAAGUUUAUAGUACACUUCCUUGUGCAGGGAUUUUGAUUCACAUUAAUUUUAAAAAACAACUCUGUUUCUGUAAAUAGCCAUACAUUUUUACACUUUCAAUCCAGGUCAUCUGUACUAUCCACAGUAACAGACAACAGGAAACAGUUUCCGUGGCCUAAAUACAGUCUUAAAUAACAAAACUAGACCGUUAUCUUUGGAAUUUAUUUGAUGUGAAGACACGUUUUAGCUUUUUGAAAA
Molecule: messenger RNA, 5773 nt
Organism: Porites lobata
Lineage: Eukaryota; Metazoa; Cnidaria; Anthozoa; Scleractinia; Poritidae
Source: the annotation of a GenBank genome assembly